AUGAAUGUCUGUAAGUGUAUGCGCCUCGGGAAGAUGGUGGUUCGCGGUUCGAACCCAACCCCUGCAUUCAGACAGCCCUUGCUUAGGCUUGGGCAACCUAGCAGUAUCUUAUCCCUUGUGCUCCGUUCAGGUGACAUGGCAAAUAGACACUGGAAGAGUGUUACAGCUGAAAAAUUUUUAUUGCCCCCGAGUUUCCGUCAAAAUCAUGUCGUAUUUGAACCAGUAUUGGCCGAAAUUCGCGAACUACACUCAUUGACGCAUUGGUUUGGUUUUAACGAGCGACUCAGCUGA
Opisthorchis viverrini is the source of this 291-nucleotide messenger RNA. RefSeq lists its product as hypothetical. The record is from RefSeq and is a predicted model, not a curated record. The coding region runs from base 1 to 291 and encodes 96 amino acids. NCBI's taxonomy places the organism in Eukaryota, Metazoa, Platyhelminthes, Trematoda, Opisthorchiida, Opisthorchiidae. The transcript is spliced from 3 exons.